AUGUACAUUCACUUCCUGGUGGUUCAGACCAAAGUGAAGAACAUCAAGUAUGAUGGAGGAGCUGAGACAGAUCCUCUCUGGAGUGCAACGAGCAGGAAGAUGAUUGAAGCACUGGGGAAACUGGCUUUUCAGCAGCUGCAGAAAGGAAUCCUGAUCUUCUAUGAAUCAGACCUGACAGAGUGUGACAUUAAAGUCAGAGAGGCCUCAGAGUACUCAGGAGUGUUCACACAGAUCUUUAAAGAGGAGGGAGGGCUGUACCAAGAGAAGGUGUUCUGUUUUGUCCAUCUGAGCAUUCAGGAGUUUUUAGCUGCUCUUCAUGUCCAUCUGACAUUUACCAACUCUGUACAACAUUUCUACCAGAGUGCUGUGGACAAGGCCUUGAAGAGUCCAAAUGGACAUCUGGACAUGUUUCUUCGCUUCCUCCUGGGUCUUUCGAUGCCAUCCAAUUGGGAUCUCCUACAAGGCCUGCACAAACAAACAAGAAUCAGCUCACAGAUAAAUCAGGAAGCAGUCAAGUACAUUAAAGAAAGAAUGAACGACACUCUCUCUCCAGAGAAAAGCAUCAAUCUUCUCCACUGUUUGAAUGAAUUGAAGGAUGACUCUGUAGUGAAGGAGAUCCAGCAUCACCUGGGUUUAGGACAUCUGUCUAAAGAUAAUCUCUCUCCUGCUCAGUGGUCAGCUCUGGUCUUCAUCCUACUGUCAUCAGAAACAGGUUUGGAUGUGUUUGACUUGAGGAAAUACUCAGCUUCAGAAGAGGCUCUUCUGCAGCUGCUGCCAGUGGUCAAAGCCUGUAAGAAAGCCCAGUUGAGUGGCUGUAACCUCACAGAGAGAAGCUGUGAAACUCUUUCCUCAAUUCUAAGUUCCCAGUCCUCCAGACUGAGAGAGCUGGACAUGAGUAACAGCAACCUUCAGGACUCAGGAGUGAAGUUGCUUUGUGUUGGCCUUGGGAGUCCACACUGUAUGCUGGAAACUCUCAGGCUGUCAGGCUGUCAGAUCACAGGAACAGGCUUCACCUCUCUGGCCACAGCUCUGCGCUCCAAUCCUUCCAAUUUGAAAGAGCUGGACUUGAGCUAUAAUCACCCAGGAGACUCCGGAAUGAAGCUUUUGUCUGCUCUAAAGGAGGAUCCACAUGUGAAACUGGAAAUACUCUGUGUGGAGCCUCAAGGAGACCAGUGGAUGAGACCAGGUCUAAGAAAAUAUUUCUGUGAUCUGACGCUGGAUCCAAACACAGCACACAAGAACCUCAAACUGUCUGACGACAACAAGGAGGUGACACACAUGAAAGAAGACCAGCUGUAUCCUGAUCAUGAUCUUAGGUUUGAUCACUGGCCUCAGCUGCUGUGUACCAACAGUCUGAGUGGUCGCUGUUACUGGGAGGUUGAGUGGAGUGGAGAGGUUCAUGUUGCUGUAGCUUAUGGAGGAAUCAGAAAGAAAGGAGAAGAGGAUGAAAGCAGGUUUGGAAGGACUUACCAAUCCUGGAGUCUCUACUGUCGUGAUAAUAUAGGUUACUAUGGAAACCAUGAUUACAUAGCAAGAGCCAUCCCUCUUCUCCCCUCACCUCUCUGUCACAAAGUAGCAGUGUAUGUGGACUGUUCUGCAGGAACUGUGUCUUUUUACAGUGUCUCCUCUGAUAAACUGAUCCACCUGCACACCUUCAACACCACCUUCACUGAACCUGUAUAUGCUGGGUUUAGAGUGAAGUCUGACUCUAAUAUCCACCUCUGUGCUGACUCAGAAUAAUGGACUUACUGUGGUGUUUCAUACUUUUUCGCACUUAAUUAUUGUAAAUGUUAAAUCUAUCAGGUAAAUUGUCUCAUACGUUGUACAUAUAUUAGUUUGAUUUGCAGUCCAGAGAUU
Messenger RNA from Neolamprologus brichardi, 1857 nucleotides. The record is from RefSeq and is a predicted model, not a curated record. NCBI's taxonomy places the organism in Eukaryota, Metazoa, Chordata, Actinopteri, Cichliformes, Cichlidae.